AUGAGCAUUUCUCAAACCGCAAAUCACUAUUUUACUCACGAGAGUCGAGUAGCAUCCUUCAGGAAAGCACAGCCUAUCACUCAACGUAGAUCUUCCAACGUGAGCCUCAAAGGGCCCAGAUCUUUGAAAUGGCCUCACAAAUUUUUACCCGCCCAAGAUCUCGCCGGUGCAGGGUUUUUCUAUUAUCCUACCCACAUGAACCCAGACAACGUCGCCUGCUUUCUCUGCCAUAGAGCCCUUGAUGGGUGGGAAGAGACCGACGAUCCUUUUGUUGAGCAUCUCAAACAUUCCCCCGAUUGCGGCUGGGCUAUUACUACAGCGAUUGGGAGAUUAGGUGGAAGCUUGUACGAACAAGACCCACUUAGCUCUAAGUUGCUGGAGGCGCGAAAAGCAACAUUUGCCGACAAAUGGCCUCACGAAGGGAAAAAAGGAUGGAAAUGUCAUGUGAAACAAAUGGUUGAAGGAGGGUUCAGUUACACUCCAACGCUCCAUCAUAACGAUAUGGUAUCCUGUACCUAUUGUUCAACAAGUCUAGAAAACUGGGAGAAAUUUGACCAACCAUGGGACAAACAUUUUGAGAGUUCACCCAGUUGUAAUUUCUUCACACUAACAUCAAAUAAUAAAGAAAGCUCUUCCAAACUAAACUCUACAUCAAGAAGUAGUAGAGCGCCUAAAGCAUCCAAUUUGUCUGUACAUUCUAACAGCACACUCGAUUGUGUUAUACAAACGACUGGCUUCUCUACUAAAAACGAAGAAGCAAUCACCGGUCAGAAUAAAAAUGCUAGUAUAAAUACAAACAAAGAGGAAAAAGAUGCAACUAGCAAGCCCAAGAAAACUAGGGUAAAGAAAGAUGAAACAUUACAAAAUACCUACUCUUCAUUAGCUGUACCAGAACCUUCUCGUAGCAGGAAGAGAAAGAGUGGUGGACUCUACUCAUCUGACGGAGAUGCCAAUUCUUACCUUCCAUCCAAGAGAGUUAGUACACGAUCACGAGGAAGCAUUGCAGCAGAGAAGCUUGUGGAUGGUACCGCAAAAAAAACUUCACAGUUAAAUACCAAACUAAGUCGCCGAAAGGUCAGAUCAAACAGUAGGAUCUCGACCACUUCCGAGCUAUCCACGAAGGCUACUUCCUCGGAUAGAAUAGAAGUCCAGAUAAGACCGAAAGCAGGCCUGGUCGAAAAUUCAAACAGCGACCGGACUCGUGAGAGCUCAAAAGUAGCCAAUUUUCCUGGCUUCAAGAAUUCUUCGACCCGCACUGAGCCAGCUCAGAAUGGUCCACCUGCCGCGAAAACAAACCUAAAGCCUCCCCCUAAACCAACUAAAACAAGAAGUGCGCAAGCAAAUAAGUCAUAUCCACAAAAAAAAGUAGUCACAAAAAGGUCUACAGAAAAAAAAAAUGAAUCCAAAGACAGCAUUUUUGCCCAUAAACCUUACAACAAGCUAACUAAUGAAACUUGCUCCCAAAUAUCACAUUCCAUUUUGAGCCAGAGCAGAGAAACAUCCCCUACACGACAUACAGUUAGAGAAUUACGACACAGAGAUAUCAGAGAAUCCAACGUUUCCUCCAGAAGUAACAACGAAUCAUUUACUGAUAAUCUGAAUAUAAUUGGUACAGAAGGCACAACUGUAGACUCAGCGAUUUACAUUGAUGAAGUCAUAGCUAACUAUCCAUCUACUUAUCCAUCUACUUUGCAGAGUGCCGAUUGCCAUAUCAUUUCAACAGAAGAGCAGCAGGAUAACAGAAAGCCCGAAGCAGAGACUCAAGAAGUUGUAAAAGUUCCCGAUAAUCCCAGCGAAGUUACAGCAACCCAAAGAUCUACAAGAGCAUCAGAAAGAAGGAAACCCCAAACUGUAGAGGAGAGCACCUCAGUUAAAGAGAUCGUCAAUACAACAACCCAACUUACUCCCGAGACAUCUUACCUCAACGAAAAAGCUGUGGAGGCUAUCAUACCAGAACUAACCAAUGCGGGAAAAAAUUCAUUGAAAGAAUCCCCAAGAAUAUCUAUGUCCUCUCAAUUGACAAUACGUGCGAUAUCAAAGGCCUGUACUUCAGGAUCGCAGGUAGAUUCGUCACCAAUUAACGGAUCAAUCUCAGAUAGCACUAGUAGGAAAAUAAUAUCCCCAUCUAAAAAUCACAAUUCAGAAGUACAGCAUGUAGAUUUAUCUCGGUCCCCGCAAUCUUCAGAUGCUGAAAAUCAGCCUCCGUCUUCUCUACCUUUUGCUGUUGCUAUUCAGCCAUCAUCAGCUGGAUCAAGUCGUCGCGGAAGGCCCGUAUCUACUCUAUCUAUUCCCCCACGAUCACCCCAGAAAAAUUAUGUCAACUUCCAGAAUGGACAACCAUGGACCGCUUUAGAUCUCGACACAAUCUGCUUGAGAUCUCAUACAACCGCCGUUGCUAGUAGCAAUGAUCUCUUUGGCAGAGAAGUUGACCAGGAAAGAUUGAGUAAACUAUCGAACUUGGAAAAAGCCAUGACAGUAGAGAAAUGGAUUCUUCACAACGCCAAAUUAGCAGAAGAGAAGCUUAAAGACCAGUGUGAGCGGAUGGUCGGAAUAUUUGAGCGCGAAGGGAUGAGAGCCAUGCGCGCGCUUGAAGGCGUUGAGUGCCAAGAUUGA
Blumeria graminis f. sp. triticale is the source of this 2613-nucleotide messenger RNA. The record is from the annotation of a GenBank genome assembly. Lineage: Eukaryota; Fungi; Ascomycota; Leotiomycetes; Helotiales; Erysiphaceae.